GGAAACACUUGAGUUCAGAGAAAGAGAAACUGAAGUGUAGUUGAGCGGUGUGUUUGUGUCUCUGUAUUCAUGCAGUAAAAUGGCAGAAGCCAGAAUUUCAGUGGAUCAGAGUGAGUUCCUGUGUCAAGUGUGUCUGGAUCUCCUGAAGGAUCCAGUGGCCAUUCCCUGUGGACACAGUUACUGUAAGAUCUGUAUUACAGGCCGCUGGGAUCAGGAGGAUCAGAAGAGAGUCUACAGCUGCCCUCAGUGCAGACAGACCUUCAGUCCAAGACCUGCUUUAGCUAAAAACACCAUUCUGGCUGAAGUGGUGGAGAAACUGAAGAAGAGAAAACGUUCUGCUGACUGUUACGCUGGAGCUGGAGAUGUGCAGUGUGACAUCUGUACUGGAAGAAAACACAAAGCUGUCAAGUCCUGUCUGGUGUGUCUGAACUCUUACUGUCAGAAUCAUCUUGAACAACAUGAGAGUUUCUUUAAAGGAAAGAGACACAAUCUGACUGAUGCCACUGGACGACUCGAGGAGAUGAUCUGCCAGAAACACAAGCUCCUUGAGGUUUUCUGCCGCACUGAUCAGAAGUGUAUAUGUGUGCUAUGUAUGGAUGAACAUAAAAACCACAUUACUGUAUCAGCUGCAGCACAGAGGACAGCGAAACAGCACCAGCUGAAGGAGACGCAGAGGUUGUUCCAGCAGAGGAUCCAGCAGAGAGAGAAAGAUCUUCAGCAGCUGAGAGAGGCUGUGGAGUCUCAUAAGCGCUCUGCACAGACAGCAGUGGAGGACAGUGAGAGAAUCUUCACUAAGCUCAUCCGCUCCAUUGAGAGAAGCCGCUCUGAGGCCACACAGCGGAUCAGAGAUCAGGAAAAGACUGCAGUGAGUCGAGCUGAAGGACGACUGGAGCGACUGGAGCAGGAGAUCAAUGAUCUGAGGAGGAGAGACGCUGAGCUGGAGCAGCUUUCACACACACAGGAUCACAUCCAUUUCCUGCAGAGUUUCCAGUCUCUCUCAGCUCCUCCGGAAUCUACAGACGUAAAUGACGAUCCCUUCAGUUUUCUCUCCUCUUUUGAUGUUGUGAGAGAAUCUGUCUGUCAGCUGAGAGACAAACUGGAGGAUUUCUGCAAAGAGGAGCUCAAGAAGAUCUCUGACAGAGUCACUUUCACCAACAUUGUUCCCAGGACCAGGAAUGACUUCCUACAAUUCACUUCCAACAACAUUGUUCCCAGGACCAGGAACGACUUCCUACAAUAUUCCCAUCAGUUCACUCUGGAUCUGAACACAGUGAAUAAACACCUCCGUCUGUCUGAGAGGAACAAAGCGAUUACUGGUACUAACAAAAAGCAUUCGUAUCCUGAUCAUCCAGACAGAUUUGAUUAUUAUGAUCAGGUGUUGUGUAGAGAGAGUGUGAAUGAUCGACACUGUUACUGGGAGAUUGAGUGGAGUGGUGAUGUGGAUAUAUCAGUGUCAUAUAAGAGCAUCAGCAGGAAGGGACAGGGUCGUGAGUGUGUGUUUGGAUAUAAUGAUCAGUCCUGGAGUUUGUACUGCUCUUCCUCCAAUUACUUAUUCUAUUACAAUAACAGAGAGACUAAACUCCCUGUAAAGUCCAUCAGCAGUAGAAUAGGAGUAUAUGAUGAUGAAGAUGCUGAUGAUGCUGAUGAUGAUGAUGAGGAUGAUUUAGAGUCCAUCAGCAGGAUAAUAGGAGUGUAUGUGGAUCACAGUGCAGGAACUCUGUCCUUCUACAGCGUCUCUGGAGACACAAUGAUCCUCAUCCACACAGUCCAGACCACAUUCACUCAAAUGCUCUAUCCUGGGUUUGGGGUUUAUAAAGGAUCAUCAGUGAAAUUGUGUUGAUGAAUCAGAAUAGAUUGUAGAGAGAUUCUACCCAUAAUGCUUUGCGCUCAUGAUGAAUCAGUAACAGUGAGAUGUUACAGAGUCUCUUAUUUUCUCUUCAUUACAUUAAUACUACAGCUGAACUUCUGUCAGUGAAAUAACAUGUCAGAAUAAAUGUGUGUAAUGAAAAAAAACACAAAAAAAUAAAAUAACCAAAAUAGCUAUAUUGUGAUAUAUCAUUAUUGUUAUCCAGGGCUGCCAAAUGUUUAGCUUAAAGCUUCAGUCCACAGUUAAUAAACAGAACUGCAUGCAUCUUGAGGAAGAACAUUGUAGCCGGAGUUACUUUUCUCCGUGUAUGUCUAUGGCGAGUCACGCAGUUACUGUGAUACUCUGUGG
Molecule: messenger RNA, 2215 nt
Organism: Megalobrama amblycephala (Wuchang bream)
Lineage: Eukaryota; Metazoa; Chordata; Actinopteri; Cypriniformes; Xenocyprididae
Product: tripartite motif-containing protein 16-like
Exons: 7
Coding region: 80-1840 (586 amino acids)
Molecular function (GO): protein binding; zinc ion binding
Source: RefSeq, a predicted model, not a curated record